AUGGAGCUACUCAAACACCAAAACAGCCAUCUUCGAGAAUUAGCUGCCGCCGCAAUUCUGUCACUAUCAUCGGCCGAAUCCAAUAAAUCAACCCUAGCUUCUUCAUGUGCACCGAAUCUGCUAUCACAGGUCCUAUGCUCCGGCAGUGUUCAAGCAAGAGUCGAUGCAGUCACAUCCCUCUACAAUCUCUCCACAUCCGAACACGAACCAAAGCUUGUACUCGAUGCUAAAGCAGUAGUACCUCCUCUAAUCAGCCUCCUAAAAGAAUGCAAGAAGUACUCCAAAUUUGCCGCGAAAACCACUUUCCUACUCGAGAUCCUCUCCAGUUCCGAACAAGGCAGGGGUGCAAUUACAAAUGUGGAUGGUGGGAUUAGUUUUAUUACACUAGUAGUGGAUCAUGCAAGUCCGAAAGAAAUGUCGUGUUCUUGA
Erythranthe guttata (spotted monkey flower) is the source of this 429-nucleotide messenger RNA. RefSeq lists its product as uncharacterized. Lineage: Eukaryota; Viridiplantae; Streptophyta; Magnoliopsida; Lamiales; Phrymaceae. The record is from RefSeq and is a predicted model, not a curated record. Gene Ontology annotation, molecular function: protein binding.